This is a messenger RNA of Sorex fumeus (smoky shrew), 1419 nucleotides long. It is a transcript of the gene SSB, whose product is annotated as small RNA binding exonuclease protection factor La. The record is from RefSeq and is a predicted model, not a curated record. Gene Ontology annotation, biological process: RNA processing; positive regulation of translation. Gene Ontology annotation, cellular component: cytosol; cytoplasmic stress granule; ribonucleoprotein complex. NCBI's taxonomy places the organism in Eukaryota, Metazoa, Chordata, Mammalia, Eulipotyphla, Soricidae. Gene Ontology annotation, molecular function: RNA binding. The transcript is spliced from 12 exons. Bases 153 to 1367 code for a protein of 404 amino acids.
CGAGGCCACGCCCACCGGCGCCGCGAGGGCUGUCGGGACGGCCCCGGUCUUUCCGCGCUUGAGGCCGGCCAGCGGCGCUGGGGAAGCCAAGUCUUUGCUGUCGCCGUUAGCGUGCCCGUGGCGCGGGACUAGGGCCCGGAAGAUAGCCCACAAUGGCUGAAAAUGGUGAUAAUGAAAAAAUGGCUGCCCUGGAAGCCAAAAUUUGUCAUCAGAUUGAGUAUUAUUUCGGUGACUUCAAUUUGCCUCGGGACAAAUUUUUAAAGGAACAGAUCAAACUAGAUGAAGGCUGGGUGCCUUUGGAGAUCAUGAUAAAAUUCAACAGGUUAAAUCGUCUAACAACAGAUUUUAAUGUAAUAGUUGAAGCAUUGAGCAAAUCUAAGGCAGAACUCAUGGAAAUAAGUGAAGACAAAACUAAAAUCCGAAGAUCUCCAAACAAACCCCUCCCUGAAGUAACUGAUGAAUAUAAAAGUGAUGUAAAAAACAGAUCUGUUUACAUUAAAGGUUUCCCAACUGAUGCAACCCUUGAUGACAUAAAAGAAUGGCUAGAAAAUAAAGGUCAAGUACUAAAUAUUCAAAUGAGAAGAACACUGCAUAAAGCAUUUAAGGGAUCAAUAUUUGCUGUGUUUGAUUGCGUUGAAUCUGCCAAGAAGUUUGUUGAGAUGCCUGGCCAGAAAUACAAAGAUACAGACCUGCUAAUUCUUUUCAAGGAAGAUUACUUUGCAAAAAAAAAUGAAGAAAGAAAGCAAAAUAAAGUAGAAGCCAAAUUACGAGCUAAACAAGAGCAAGAAGAAAAACAAAAGUUAGCAGAAAAUGCUGAGAUGAAAUCUCUUGAAGAAAAGAUUGGAUGCUUGUUGAAAUUUUCUGGGGAUUUGGACGAUCAGACCUGUAGAGAAGAUUUGCAUAUUCUUUUCUCAAAUCAUGGUGAAAUAAAAUGGAUAGACUUUGUCAGAGGAGCAAAAGAGGGAAUAAUUCUAUUUAAGGAAAAAGCUAAAGAUGCACUGGAUAAAGCCAAAGAUGCAAAUAAUGGUAACCUACAAUUAAGGAACAAAGAAGUGACAUGGGAAGUUCUUGGAGGAGAUGUAGAAAAAGAAGCACUGAAAAAAAUCAUAGAGGAUCAGCAAGAAUCCCUAAAUAAAUGGAAAUCAAAAGGUCGAAGAUUUAAAGGAAAGGGAAAGGGAAAUAAAGCCCAAGCUGGGUCUGCUAAAGGAAAAGUACAAUUUCAGGGCAAGAAAACUAAAUUUGACAGUGAUGAUGAACGUGAUGAAAAUGGUGCAACUGGACCGGCAAAAAGAGCAAGAGAAGACACAGACAAAGAUGAACCCGCAUCAAAACAAAAGAAAACAGAAAAUGGCGCUGGGGACCAGUAGUUUCAAUAACCAAAAAUUUUAAAAAAUCACUUUUAUUAGUAAUUAUGUGGCU